This is a messenger RNA of Manduca sexta (tobacco hornworm), 5125 nucleotides long. RefSeq names its product proton-coupled amino acid transporter-like protein pathetic. NCBI's taxonomy places the organism in Eukaryota, Metazoa, Arthropoda, Insecta, Lepidoptera, Sphingidae. Bases 136 to 1593 code for a protein of 485 amino acids. The record is from RefSeq and is a predicted model, not a curated record. Gene Ontology annotation, biological process: amino acid transmembrane transport. The transcript is spliced from 10 exons. Gene Ontology annotation, molecular function: amino acid transmembrane transporter activity. Gene Ontology annotation, cellular component: vacuolar membrane.
GCUAACGCAGUUUCGCAAGCCGAUGCAGUGUUGUUGAAGUCGUUGUAUGGACGGUACGUGGUUAUUGUGAUUUGCGCAAGUGAUGUGCCGGUUAUUACGUUAGUUAAAAGGAUAUUUUUCUGACCAACCGCCGCCAUGGGACAGGACGAGAAAAAGGGGACUAUUGUCUUGGACAAUUUCAAUUCGACUGCAAAUUUAGCAUCAAACCCCGGAUUUCAAUCAACACUGAGUCUCGGCUCAAAGGAAGUUAUCAAUGAGAAGGCUUACGACCCCUUUGAACAUAGGAAAGUGGCGCAUCCAAAUUCAAGUAUAGGGUCAUUAGUCCAUCUGCUAAAGUCUUCGCUCGGUUCUGGGAUCCUGGCAAUGCCUGCGGCCUUCAAGAAUGCAGGUCUUGUUGCCGGAGCCUUAGGAACUAUCGUCGUAGGAUUCAUUUGCACACAUUGCGUUUACGUUUUGGUGAAAACCUCACAGGAAGUCUGCGUCGAGGCAAAAAAACCGUCAAUGGGUUUCGCUGAAACUUGCGGCGCUGCACUCCAAUUUGGUCCUAAGAAAUUACGACCGUGGGCUAACUUUGCAAAAACGUUUGUGGACUACGCGAUGACAGCCACUUACUUAGCAGCACUAUGUGUAUACAUUGUUUUUAUUGCUGAAAAUUUCAAAGAGGUACUUGACGUCUACAUGCCAGAAUAUCAACUGCCGGUGGAGGCGUACUGCGCCCUGACUCUAGUGCCGUUGGUCUUGAUCUGUCAGAUACGGAAUCUAAAAUACCUGGUGCCUUUCUCUGCUGUUGCCAACGUGUUCCUGGUCAUCUGCUUCGGUAUCACGAUGUACUACAUCUUCAAUGAUCUACCGAACCCUAAGGAAAGAGAGAUGGUUGCCAGUGUAACGCAAUGGCCUCUGUUUAUCAGCACGGUUAUCUUCGCAAUGGAAGGCAUCGGCGUGGUGAUGCCGGUAGAGAACGAGAUGGCCAAGCCGCAGCAGUUCCUCGGCUGUCCAGGAGUCCUCAACAUUGCCAUGACCAUCGUCAUAUCCUUAUACGGCAUUGUUGGGUUUUUCGGAUAUAUCAAAUACGGCGACGACGUUCGUGGCAGCGUCACUCUCAAUCUACCAGCUGAUGAUUUCUUGUCACAAAGCGCCAAGAUCUUGAUGGCACUGGCCAUCCUCUUCACGUAUAGUCUGCAGUUCUACGUUCCCAUGGAGAUGAUCUGGCGUCAACUCCACAACAAGAUCUCGGUGCGAUACCACAACAUAUCUCAAAUCAGCAUCAGAACAGCUGCUGUUGUUGGUUCAGUUGCCAUCGCAGCCGCAUUCCCAGAUCUGGAAUUGUUUAUCAACUUAUCCGGGGCCAUCUUCCUUUCAAGUCUCGGUCUCCUGACUCCAGCUGUCAUUGACACCAUUCACAAAUGGGACAGAGGCCUCGGCCGCUUCAACUGGAUCCUCUGGAAGAAUAUAUUCAUUGCUCUCAUCUCUCUCACUGCUUUAUUUUCAGGCUCUUUUACUUCCAUUAAGAGCAUGCUACACAAAUUUGGUAAUACACAUUUAGAAGCGGCUUUGAAUAGAACAAGCAUGUUUAAUGAAACGAUGGCUGUUUGAGGGUGAAAAUCAAAGAAUCAUGACAUGAACGUAUUUAGCCGAAUUAGUAAGAAGUUCUGUAAAGGCAAGCUCGUUGAAGUAAUAUAAUGCUAAUUUAUUAAAGUUAAGAUAAUUGAAACAUUUCGUCAUUCGUAUUUUAAUCUCGAUUUUUUUAUUAGUGUUUGAGUAAAGUAAUGUCAUGUAAGCCAACUGUUUCAUGGACUUUAAAUAGAUUUGACAGAUAAAAUUGUGACAAACUUCAUGCCAUACUUUUGCGUUUCGUUAUUUUAAAUUAUCCAAAAAUAUGAGCUACAAAUGUGCCUUCUAAAAUAAAUGACAACAGAUAAAGUUCCAGAAGAAAAAAUUACCAAACUCAGCGCUUAUUUUUUAGAUGGUUCGCGUGAAAUUUUAUAUAUUUUUCAUUGUUUAACGUUUAAUAAUUUACGGUUGUUAAGUCUUUCUGACUAUAAACUUGGUAAUUUGGUUGUGAUUUUAUUAAAUGUACGAUUGUUAACACGUUAGAGUAAAAAAUCUGGGGCUAAGCCUUUCGAAUAUUUUCAAACUUUACUUAUAGAAAAUUUAUAUCCAGAAAAGUUUAUACAUUUCGGAUGAUCAUGUAGUUACAAAGAUGUCAAACUGAUCAGAACUUUGAGGAAUACUUAAUUAAUUUAUGCUUGUUUGUAAGAGAAAUUUAUUAAUUUCCUUUUCCUUAUAUUAUUUAUUAUUUUUAUAUGACUUGCUAUAAUGUUAUUCCAUAAAACUAGAUUAUAACGUUUCGUUUUAGAUAUUCUUAUUCUUAGUAGAAAUCAUUGAAAAUAGUCGUAAAUGUCAUCUGAUUUCAUUCUAGCUCGAUUUAUAAAUAAAUUAUGAUAACAAAAAUCGUUAAUAAUGAGGAUAAAAUUUUAAUUAGAACGGUAUUUCUAUAUUUCAUUCCGAAGCCAUCUAAAGAAAGUUGUUUCGUAUCGACUUAGUUUCUUAGUUAUAUAUCUAACAUAUAUAAUAUUGUAAUAUCAAUUGAUACACAUGCAAUUCUUUUUCUGCAGCCUUCGCAAUCUCAAUUUCAUUUUUUGAUAUAUCAAUAAUGUCUUUUAAUAUAUCACUGAUGUUAUUUCUUCGUCUCAAACAUUGGGAAUCGUGACUCUAACUGUGUGCUAGUCUUCGCUAUAUGCAACCUAAAUUUUACUGUGUUUUUUGUUUAAAAAUAUCCGAAUAUAUUAUUAUUUUCUAUUCACAAUUAUAUUAUGAUUUUUUUAAGAGCAUGUUUAGAGUUUUAAAGUUUAGAAUCGCUUCGAAUAUUAUUUUUUUAAUUUCUGGAACAGCGCCACUAAUCUAUCAAAUUGACAAAAAUUUACACUUCUGUUGACGCCAUCAAUCCAUUUUGUUACAGAUAUACAAAUCUUUACCGAAGUUUAGUCUUAUAUUUCAACUACAUUGAAUCAGUCAGGAAUAUGACUUAGCAUUUACAAUUCCUUGCCUUUGCCUACCACCACGUUGCAAUAAACGUGAUUUUGCCAAAUACAGAGAUAUUCAAAUAAAAAACAAAAUAUAUCAAAACUUGUUCAUCCGCAUUUACGAACGUUAUCAAAAAUAUCGAUCUGAAUCCAAAAAAAUGGACAUAAAAUUUAAUGAAACUUUAUAAUACCUGCAAACCCGUAUUUCUACGACUGGUUUUUCUAAAACAACUAGCUUUGCUCAGUGCUUUGCUACGCCAGUGAGUAGGAGUUUUCCGGGAUAAAGGCCUGCUAUAUAUUUUUCUGGGAUAGGAAGUAGCUUAUAACCUUCCCAGGGUCUUAAACUACCUCUAUACCAAAUUUCAUAAAAAUCCGUUCAGUAGAUUUUGAGAAAAUCGAUAACAUACAGACAGACAGAAAAGAUGACUUUUUAAUAAUAUUUAUAGAUUAUUUUUAAAACUGAAUGACGAGUCAUGUUCGCUUGACUGACGACGGGCGCCAUGCUUGCUCAUAUUCAAUAUUAACACUGUACCCAGAACUGCGAAUGACAAGACACGGACGAUGCAAUACGUUUGUCACAGUGACGUAGAUUUUGGAUUUUCAAACAAUUAUCCUGCUUAAAUGUGUUUACAUAUUCACGGUUGAAAGGCUAUUAAGGGUCAUUUUUCCCGGAAAUUUUUAACUAGUUCAAAAAAUCAUAGAAAAAUGUGCUGAUUUUCAAUAUGUAUGAAAAUUAAUGUCGCUAAAAAUGUCGUUUAAGUCAAUUAUCCUUUCAACCAUCGAUAUAUUUCUCAUAUAUCUUAGUGCACGCCGUAUUUUAAACUUAGACAUAUAUUACCAAUUUUAUAUAAAUGCCAUAAAACUUUUCUUCGUGGAAUAGUUAAGAUUAGUAUAGUGCGUAGGAUAUUUUAUCAUUUAAGACAAAUAAUAUUUGACAAAUGACUAAUUUACUGCCGUUUUUAAUAAACGAUCCCAAUCUCAUUAUUUAAUCCGAUUCCGAGAAUGAACCAAUUUUUUGACAUGAUUACAAAAUGUAAUUUGUAAUCAUGUCAAAAAAAUGAUCUGAUUGGUCAAUUUUUGAGAUAGAUCGAAAAAUUGGUAUCGUUUAUUGACUAUGGCGGUUAGCUUAUAAGGUAAAUCUCUUGCAAUAGAUGUAUACGUACUUUACGUAUAAGGAAAAAAAAGCGUGACGUUUCCAAAUAUACAGAACGUGAUACAUGAAUCAGAAAUCUUUAGCACUUUAUACAAGCGGUCAAAAUGCUGCGCAAGAGUUGCGUCACAGACGCUGGUGAAUACUUUUUCCUUAAGCAGCAUUCGAAAUUAUAAUUAAUUUAAAUGAGUUGGUAUAAAAUGAGUAGAUAGUAAUAAGAAAAAAAUGACAUAUAAUUUUUAUGUACAAACCAUAUACUUAAUUCAGUUCUGGUCAUAUAAUUUCGCGUCCCUGAAGCUAGUCACGAAUGACAUCAACUAUUGUCAGAGUGUAGAGAAUGACUGGGGGCAUAUAUAGCGUUUAUCUGAUCAUUGCUAAUAGGCCAAUAUAUUUUUUAUAAAAUAUUUGCAAAAAAGUAAAUCCAACAAUCACGUAAAUGUCAUAUUUGAAACUUAAAUGUUUUGUCCAAUGGUUUGGUUCGACAAAACAAAAAUCAGAAACGAAUAGCAAAAAAUAAUGCGAAUCAUACACAUUACAUCUGUGUGAAAUCACAUCGUGUAUUAGGAGAUAAAUACAGUUACGGUAACUAUUGACUUGUUUAGACACAAUUUAAAGUUCGUUGGCCUGUACGUCUAUUAAAUUUUAUCAUCUACAGGCGGCUUCAAAAAUAACUGAACAAAUUCAAUAGUUUAAUAAAUUUUUUCCUCCUCGCUUUCAUAAAUUAUUCUUAUCGCGUACAAGUGUUUGAAGUGUCGAAUCUGUGUUAAAUCAUGUGAUUUUUGAGGCCGACUGUACACUGAAUUUUAGUACAUGACUCAAGUGUUUAGAUAAGAUUAUUUUCGAAAACAUACCAUUAAGUACAAUGUUGUAAAUCAAACAAAUUAGCUGUAAGAUGGAUAAUUAAAUGUGAUACAUAAUAAUAAUUAUAUAAAUAAAUAAUGAUUAAGUUUAA